AAAGUAUUUUUCUAUUUUCAAAUCCAGGCAUGCAGUCGUUCCACGGAUGAACACCGCAAAAAGGCAUUGGAACGCGUGACUGAAUUAGGUCUCAGUGGUCUUCGAACUCUGGUUUAUUCAACAAGGCAAGUCACUCGUGAUGAGUACUACUCACUCCUACGAGAACGUCGGCAAGCAAUGAAGCAGUUUGGGGAGGCUAGAGUUCAGGCACUGAACGCAAGCAACGAAAGAAUUGAAUCUGGCCUGGAACUCUUAGCCGUUACCGGAGUUGAGGACACGCUACAGCCCGGCGUGAAUGAGUGCCUGGAGAGCUUGAAGGCAGCUGGUAUAAAGGCGAGUUUGAAAGUUGCUUAUCCUAAAGCGAGCAACAUACUACUCGCAAAGAUGCGUUGUUGUCCACGACUCCGAAAUAAAGCAGAUGCAUCAAUCAGGCAUGUGUAUGCGAACGGCUUACAGUCAGUUGAGCCCGUAACGCUGGAACCAGCAGAUAACUUUGUCGACAACCGGAUUGUCUCUUCUAGGUACACUUGGUGGAACUUUAUAUUCUUGAAUUUAUAUGAACAGUUUCAUUUUGUUUCCAACUUCACCUUCCUGUCGCUUUCAUUCCUAUAUCUGUUUGCUCAAGGAGCCAUCAGUGCUUUUGCUUACGUUGUGCCAUUUCUUAUUUCUCUAUUCAUCACAAUCGUAAAAGAAGGUGUCUAUGACAUAUUCCGGCACCGUCGGGACAGACGGGUGAACAAUAAACGUUUCAGUGUUUUAGAAUUUGAUACGAAUAACAAUCGGCUCGUCUGGACGGAAAGAACUGCCUCCUCAUUGCGGGUUGGUCAGAUUGUUCGCUGUGUUGCCGAUCAGGAAAUUCCAUGUGAUCUCGUUCUGCUUGCAUCUGAUGGUUGUAAGAGAGAGGUUCGCUUAACUACGGCUAAUUUGGAUGGCGAAACUUCCGUAAAGACGCAUUAUGCUAUGAAUAAAACCUUCAAAAACUAUGGGAAAAUCUUGUCAAUGUUUCCUAACGACAUGGAAUUAGACGACGUUACUCAGUUCAAACCAUUGCUGGUAGAGGUCACAUAUGAGGCGCCACAUGCCGAUCUUAAUCGUUUUGAAGGAAAUCUGAUCACGUCGACGUCCCAAGGGACCGAAAAUUUGGUGCCCAUAUUGAUCGAAAACCUGGUUCUCCGAGGUGCAGUUGUACACAGUACUGGUGGCAUUCUAGGACUUGUCGUUUAUACCGGAGUGGACACAAAAUUGUCAAUGAAUUCCAAAAAGCGCGGUCGGAAAUACAGUUCCAGGGAGGACAAGUUGAAUUUUGUGCUCACUUUGUUCUUGGUCACAUCCAUUUUGUUGUGCGCGACGGGCACUAUCCUGGCGACCGUGUGGAACAAACAAAGAUCAAACGUUCCGUGGUUUGUCUCUGCCCGUCCGCCCACACGAUUUUCCUACGUGCGACUAUUUAUAUCGUUUGCGUUCAUUGCAAACUUUUUGGUCCCCGUCUCACUAAUAAUUACAAUUGAGUUGCAAAUGCUUGUGAACUCCUACCUAAUCACACAUGAUCCUGAAUUUUUCGACCCUGAGAGAGGACUGGGGGGCUCGGCCAACUCAGUACACUUGGCUGAUGAACUGGGUCAAAUUGAGUUUCUUUUCAGUGACAAAACUGGAACCUUGACACUGAAUCAAAUGGUCUUCAAGGCGUGCAGUAUUUUGUGCGAUGAUGGUAUAUACGUGUUCGACGGUGAUGAAGUCCGCCACCUGAAGAGUGAAUCAGGACAACCAUAUGUAAGAGUAACUGAGAUGCAACAGUCUAAUGUUUGGAGCGUUGGCAGCGCACUUCCAGUCCAUCUGAUGGAGUUUCUCACGGUUGUGGCACUUUGUCAUACGGUAGAAACUCGGUCAUCAGCUGAUGAGGAGGAUGUAAGCUUUGAAGCUACAUCCCCAGACGAAAAAGCCCUGGUUGAAGGAGCGGCAAAGUAUGGUAUCGUACUGAGUUCUACGAAUCGCUAUCCGGAAGUCGAAGGUGGACGCCGUUUGGUUUUACAAAGGAACCCAACCAACGACAUGAAUCGGACAACCACAGAGGAAUAUUUUGUCGACGCUACAGUGGAAUUUGACUCCAACCGAAAACGAAUGACCGUGCUGGUCCGUCACCCAGAUGGAACAUUUCACAUUCAUAGCAAAGGCGCUGAAAGUAAGCUGUUAGAAGUACAGGUGAGUUCGAUGGUAGAGCUACUUUGUUUAUUUUCCUUAAAAACUUUCCUGUCGUCUCCCUUAGCUGGAUCGAAACAGGUUUAUCCGUUGAGCACGAGUUAA
Molecule: messenger RNA, 2301 nt
Organism: Opisthorchis viverrini
Lineage: Eukaryota; Metazoa; Platyhelminthes; Trematoda; Opisthorchiida; Opisthorchiidae
Exons: 3
Biological process (GO): phospholipid translocation
Cellular component (GO): plasma membrane
Molecular function (GO): ATPase-coupled intramembrane lipid carrier activity; nucleotide binding
Source: RefSeq, a predicted model, not a curated record